AUGGAAGAACCAAAAGAUUACUGGUACGAGGAGUCGUCCGGGAUCGAUCGUUGCAAAGUUCCCUCCAUCGUGAACGACUUCAAUGCAAACUAUCCCAGCAUAGUGGACCGUUUCUACACCAAACUGUAUCACGUGCCAAGCAACAAUCCAGAAGAAUCGCUCCAAGUUCUAUUUCACUCCAAUAGAAUAUGCCUGAUUGGGCUCGCAAAAUCGCAUGUCGCAUUUCAGAAAGGCAUCCGGAGUGUAAGUUAUGAAGUGGGUAAAUGUGAUCGAAGCGUAAAUAAGGUCUCUGGGCGCAAAAAGAGCGGCGGCAUGAUACUGCAGGCCGAUUCCACUAUUGCGCUGGUAACGUGCCAGGACGAUACCGUUUACAAGAUCCGCUCUUGCGUGCAGGGAAAACUCGUCGAAGUGAACGAGCGGAUUACUGCUGAUCCAGAGCUAAUGAAGAUCGAGGGGGAAGGGUUCGUUGCUGUCGUGAUGCCCAAAAUCGAACACUGUGAGACGAUGAAAGCCAAGCUGUUAUCUUAUGAUGCUUAUCAAACUAUAAAGUUGAAGUAAUAUAAAAGAACAACCCUACCAUUCGUCCGUGUCAUCACACCAUUAGCAAAUUUCCGUUGUCAAUCAUUUUCACAAUUUUUAUUGGCUUUUUUGUUAUUACGAUCCGAUUCUGCACUCGGGCGAUUAUUCUGCCUGUACUUUUUCCCUUUCAUUUUCCCUUCUCUCAAUCAGUCUGGAACGGAUGCUCAUAUUACGUGAACAUUUAUUCGUUUACGUUUGAUUUCAUCUGCAACCGCUUGAACCACGUGUCUUAUCCGCUUGCUGGAACAAAAUCCAUGCCAUGUGUUUGCUGAAGAUCGGAGCAUUCACUAUCACAUUAGCAAACAGGGGCUAAGGAUCGAUCCGUUUUAGCGGCCUUCUUCUAUCGCUUAAUGAUGAGUUCAGCCAAAAUAAUCAGAGAAGCGUAGCAAAAUAUGAAAAUAACUGCACCAAAAUUAUUCGAAAGAGCUUAACGGCGAACAUAAGCAACGAGCAGCAGUGGUGAAACUGUAGAAAACUUAUCUGAUUCGUACUGGGAGGACUGCUGCAGACUAGAAAGAGAUUGAUUCGUGAUUCAAACUAAAAUAGGACCCACGGUACAGCCUAUUUGUAGUUCGCAUCCCAAUAGCAAAAUUCCAGCAAGGCCUAAAUCUUUGACGAUGGCGAGUGGUUAGCAAGGAUAAAAAUAAAUAUAACAUACUACUCUACAUUAA
This is a messenger RNA of Anopheles aquasalis, 1250 nucleotides long. RefSeq names its product protein Abitram. Gene Ontology annotation, cellular component: lamellipodium; nucleus; filopodium tip. Gene Ontology annotation, molecular function: actin monomer binding; actin filament binding. NCBI's taxonomy places the organism in Eukaryota, Metazoa, Arthropoda, Insecta, Diptera, Culicidae. The record is from RefSeq and is a predicted model, not a curated record. Gene Ontology annotation, biological process: regulation of actin filament polymerization; regulation of filopodium assembly; dendrite morphogenesis.